AUGGCGCCCCUUGAAAUUGCUACAAAAACUAAUCCAGUACUUGUGCUACCAAGCUUGGUAAUAACAGACCACCUCGAGCGGACCAAGCUGCCCCUUUCGAUCGUGAAGACCUUUCAUGAAGGGCUUGCGCUUGCCCACAAGGCGUCCGUCAAAUUAACUCUCGACGAUGGGAAGAACUUGAAGAACCACGAAGUUGUCCAAUACUUUGCGGAGCUUUCCAACAGCACUCUUAAUGCUAGCCCGCAGUAUAUAUCGUCCAUUCAAGAAUGGAUCAAAAGAAGUGAGAGCUUCGCUCUAACGGACUUUCAAUCUUUGCGGAAACCCUUGGAUGAACUGAAUUCUCACCUGACUUUGCGAACGCAUAUUGUAGGCUACAGUCUGACUAUAGUAGAUCUGGCUGUGUGGGCAACCCUUCGCGGGAACAAGAUCAUUUAUGGUUCUUUCAAGAGGACCAAGAACAAUGUAUCUCGAUGGUUUCAAUAUAUCGAAGCCUCAAACCCCUGGAUCUCGGAAUUAGUUACGGAGUUUAUGACCCACACAACAAUGGAACGGGCUGCACUUAGCGCUGCUGGUGCUAGCUACGAGAUCGAUUUGCCGAAUAUCGAGGGCCCUAUGGUUACUAGGUUUCCACCUGAGCCAUCUGGAUGGCUCCAUAUUGGCCAUGCCAAGGCAUUGCUGCUCAAUGAUUACUUCGCCCAUAAACAUCCAGGUGGGACGUUGAUAUGCCGGUUUGAUGAUACAAACCCAUCGAAAGAAAACAUGGAGUUCCAGGACUCUAUCCUGCAGGACUUGAAAUCGAUGGAUAUUACUGCCGAGAAUACAACAUACUCCAGCGACUACUUCCAAGUAAUGUAUGAUUACGCACUCAAGCUCAUUAACGACGGCAAGGCCUUUGCGGAUGAUUCGGAGCUAGGAAACGGGGACGAAGAUCGGAAGAAUCGACUACCUUCUAAACGACGCGAUCUCAGUAUUGAAGAGACCUUGGAACAUUUUGCAGAGAUGAAGACUGGGUCGGAAGAGGGCCGACGAUGGUGUAUCCGUGCCAGAAUUGCGUACGAUAGUCCUAACGGUACACUGAGAGAUCCCGUUAUUUACCGCUGUAAUCUCAUUCCACAUCAUCGAACUGGCACUGAGUGGAAGAUCUACCCGAUCUACGAUUUCUGUGCGCCAAUAUUAGAUGCAGUAGAGGGAGUUACAGUUGCCCUGCGUACCAACGAGUACCGCGACCGUAAUGCCCAGUACGAGUGGAUGCAGGACGCCUUGGGUCUCCGUAAGGUAACGAUCUGGGACUUCUCGCGGAUCAACUUUAUCCGGACCGUCCUUUCAAAGAGAAAAUUAACCAAGAUAGUGGACGAAGGAAAAGUUUGGGGGUGGGAUGAUCCACGAAUGCCAACGAUUCGAGGCAUCUUGCGCCGGGGGAUGACUGAGAACGCCGUAUACUGCACCGUUCGUGGAAUCGAUGGCCCAGACACAGUCACCAAGCCGAAAUACGUGAAGAAUCUUGAACUGGGCUCGAAGAAGGUAAUGUACGACAAGACCAUAGUUCUCGAGCAAUUCGACGCCCAGAGCUUCGAGAAAGAUGAGGAAAUUACACUCAUGAACUGGGGCAAUGCGUACGCGCGCAGCAUAACCAGGGAUCCACCGGGCAAGGUUGUUACUGGGAUAGAACUUGAGCUACACUUUUCCGGUGACUUCAAGAAAACAAAGAAGGUCAGCUGGCUAGCGGCCGACAGCAAGAAUAUGGUCCCAGUCGACCUUGUUUCUUUUGAUUAUCUGAUCACGAAGGAUAAGCUUGAAGAAGACGACACACUUGAGGAUUUCCUCACGAAGGAUACCGAGUUUAGAAGCCAGGCUUUUGCAGACUGUAAUGUGGCGGAGUUGCCGCAUGGGGCAAUCAUACAGUUCGAACGCAAGGGAUACUACAAGUUGGAUGUCGCGUACAAGGGGGAUAAGUCAAGGAUAGUUUUCUUUGACAUUCCUACGGGGAGGGCUUAA
This is a messenger RNA of Venustampulla echinocandica, 1995 nucleotides long. RefSeq names its product Nucleotidylyl transferase. The coding region runs from base 1 to 1995 and encodes 664 amino acids. The transcript is spliced from 3 exons. The record is from RefSeq and is a predicted model, not a curated record. Gene Ontology annotation, molecular function: glutamate-tRNA ligase activity; ATP binding. NCBI's taxonomy places the organism in Eukaryota, Fungi, Ascomycota, Leotiomycetes, Helotiales, Pleuroascaceae. Gene Ontology annotation, biological process: translation; glutamyl-tRNA aminoacylation. Gene Ontology annotation, cellular component: cytoplasm; methionyl glutamyl tRNA synthetase complex; cytosol.